UCGGAUAAAUGGGAACCUAUUCUUAACGGAGGUCCAGAGUACAUGCAGAAAUCUCAAAUAUUAACCAGAGUCAUGCAGCCUCAAAUUCAAAGUUUAUUUCCAAGCGACAAUUUAUAGCAUCAAUUUUGCAAAUAGUAAACAUCGUUAGCGGUGACAGAACGAGGAGGAAGAGUCGGGGCUGUUCAGAGGAGCCAGUGGUUUAGUUUCGUAAAGGGCUUCUGGCUUUUUUUAUUUAAUGAAGUGCUUUGAUUAUUUCUGGUCAGCAUGAGUUCGAGUUCGUAUUUCGUCAACCCGGCGUUUUUCCCGACCUAUCCUCAUGCGGGGGAACAGUUUUAUGCGACCCCUUCCGGCAGUUACGAACUAUCAUCGUGUGCUUUUAGCAAAAACCCGAAGACCUCCUCCUAUUCAUCAAGCUCCUCGCCGAGCCUAGUGGCGACGUCCAAGCCACCAUGCACCCAACAGCUCGGCGCCGCCACUUUUUACGGCGGAGGCACGUUAUCGAACUUUUCAACGACGGCAGGGUACGGCGACCACUCGACGACGUCGGCAGGUUACGGGUCCAUGUCGCAGCCGAUAUCGCCAACGAGUGCGUGGGAUUCGAGGAUGGCCGCCACGUAUAAUUCAGCGUCGUGGGGCAGCACGGCGGCGGAGUUAGGGGACGGGAGCUACCGGGGUAGAGUGAGCGCACUGACUGCUGGUACGGGGUGUUUGGUAUCAGCAGCAGCUGAACCUAACAACAAUCAUUGCUCGCAAGUGAUGUCCCCCUGUAAAUCUACCUCAGGUUAUCCAUGGAUGCCCGUUUCAGGUCCGAAUGUUGGUCUUGAAGUCGGCAGGAAAAGGUGUCGGCAGACUUACACCCGCUACCAGACACUCGAACUUGAGAAAGAGUUUCACUUCAACCGCUAUCUGACACGAAGAAGACGAAUCGAACUCAGUCAUCUCCUCGGAUUGACAGAACGACAGAUCAAGAUCUGGUUCCAGAACAGACGGAUGAAAUACAAGAAAGAGAGCAAGAACAAGGAGGAAGGAGGAUCGGGGGAAGGGGAAGGAGAAAACGAGAGCGAAUCGACGGGUACGGAGAACGCUCAGCCUCAGAGCGCCGUACACGGCGUGACGAUACUGGAAAAACCGUCGUCGUUAGUACUACACGUAGAUGAUACCGUGGGACUAAACGCUGUACGGCAUUCAUGAAAAGGUUG
Molecule: messenger RNA, 1199 nt
Organism: Strongylocentrotus purpuratus (purple sea urchin)
Lineage: Eukaryota; Metazoa; Echinodermata; Echinoidea; Camarodonta; Strongylocentrotidae
Gene: hox1
Product: homeobox hox 1
Biological process (GO): anterior/posterior pattern specification; regulation of transcription by RNA polymerase II
Cellular component (GO): nucleus
Molecular function (GO): DNA-binding transcription factor activity, RNA polymerase II-specific; RNA polymerase II cis-regulatory region sequence-specific DNA binding
Source: RefSeq, marked provisional